Wickerhamiella sorbophila is the source of this 1251-nucleotide messenger RNA. RefSeq names its product 3-oxoacyl-[acyl-carrier-protein] synthase, mitochondrial. Bases 1 to 1251 code for a protein of 416 amino acids. The transcript has a single exon. NCBI's taxonomy places the organism in Eukaryota, Fungi, Ascomycota, Dipodascomycetes, Dipodascales, Trichomonascaceae. Gene Ontology annotation, biological process: fatty acid biosynthetic process. The record is from RefSeq and is a predicted model, not a curated record. Gene Ontology annotation, molecular function: 3-oxoacyl-[acyl-carrier-protein] synthase activity.
AUGAGAGUGGUGGUUUCAGGAAUCGGCGUGGUCAGCCCUGUGGGGGUUGGAAUCCAACACGCCUGGAAAACCCUAAUUGCAUCUAAAUGUGGCAUAGUAAAACUUGGUCCGGAAUUUGAUUCUGUACCCAGUAAAGUUGCCGGUUUAGUGCCCAAGGGAUCAGACCCCGGUGAAUGGGACCCCACACAAUGGAUCGAUGCAAAGAACCUCCGAAAAACACCAUUGUUUAUUCAGUAUGCCCUAUCAGCAGCAAAACAGGCACUAGAUGACGGCAACUGGCAUCCGGAAUCUGAACAGGAUAAGAAAGAUACCGGAGUCGCUAUUGGCUCGGGUAUUGGAGGAUUCGAAGCAGUGUACGACAAUGCCGUAGCUUUCCAUGAGGGUGGCUACCGCAAGGUAUCGCCCAUGUUUGUUCCUGGCUUGUUGGUAAACAUGGCUGCUGGAAACGUUUCUAUCGCUCACGGGCUUCGGGGACCAAACCACGCUGUCUCAACCGCAUGCACCACUGGAGCUCACGCUAUUGGCGAUGCCGCAGGCUUUAUCAAAAAUGGCAUGGCCAAAGUGAUGCUGGCGGGGUCUACGGAGGGCUGUGUUCAUCCACUGGCUGUAGCCGGGUUCGCUCGAGCUCGUGCCUUAGCUUCGAGUUUCAACGACACACCUGAGAAAGCCUCGAGACCCUUCGAUUCCGAUAGAGGAGGGUUCGUGAUUGGUGAGGGUGCAGCUGUAUUGUUACUGGAGGAAGAAAGCCAUGCCAAGAACCGUGGGGCCAAGAUCUAUGCCGAAGUAUCUGGAUAUGGACUUUCAGGGGACGGACAUCAUAUCACAGCGCCCGAGCCCAAUGGUUCCGGUGCGUACGAUUGCAUGACCAUGGCUCUAGAUGCUGCUGGGCUCAAUGGGUCGGAUAUAGACUACGUGAAUGCGCAUGCUACUUCAACCCCCCUGGGAGACGCUAUUGAGUCGAAAGCAAUUGUGCGUGCUUUGGGGAAACCCAGCAGCGAAAUCAACGUUUCGUCUACCAAAGGUGCCACUGGCCAUUUGCUAGGCGCUGCCGGGUCGUUGGAAGCAGCGUUUACGGUCAUGGCCCUCCACACGCAGACCAUGCCUCCAAACUUGAAUCUGGAGACGGUUGGAGAGGGCUUUGACUGCAAUUACAUCAAGACUGCAACUGAAGGUAGCAUCAACCAUGCUAUGUCGAACUCAUUCGGAUUCGGAGGAACAAAUGCAUCCCUAGUGUUUUCUAAAUCUCAGUAG